UGAUUUCCCGCUUGGUUUUCGAAACGGUCACAUAAAGACAUUUCAGUUUAUAGGCGUGUUUGUUUACAUGUCACUAGUGUUGUUCAGAACAUCUUUAAUACAGGUUAUAAUAGAACAUUUUAGUGCUGGCUGUCAUGAUGGCUGUUAGCAUGACGCCAACUAUGGAAAGGUUUCCACCAAAACCGGUAACUAAUUCGCGAAGAAGUAUAUCACUUUUCAGCAGUCCGAAAGUCCGAAAAUCCAUAGGAUUCAGCAAUGUCUCCCCAGCUCUUCUGCUUGAAACACCACAUGCAGAAACAGGUGUACCAUUGGACCCAUCAAAGUCUGUCCAGAUUCAGAAUAAUGAUGAGCAAGAGUUACGAGAGAGACAGAAGCAGAGAGCUGCUGAAAUGCAACAGCAAAGCUUGGCCUCCCCGUCUACUCCUGCUGAUCGUAGGAAGUCUAUGGGUCCAGCCACUGGAAUGACCAAUGCAGCUUUGGUUGAACACUAUUCCAACUGCAUUAAACUUUCUGCAGAAAAUAAAAUCAACAUGAAAAAUGCCUUCAACUUGCAACUUAUAGACUGCAUGUCUGAAAUGUUAAGGAAAAAGGAUCCAGAGAUGAAUAACUUUCAGGCUGCCAGCUGUACAUUAGAUGCCAGUGCCAAGAUCUAUGCCUACAGAGUUGACUGUGUUCAUAUAGACACUAUUAAAAUGGCUGGAGGCUUAGGGAGAACUGGAGAUGAAGGCCAGCAAGAGCAAGAAGGAAAUGGACAAGCUGAAGGAGAACAGGAUGAGGCUAAUAAAGUCAAGAAAAAGGCAAAGAAAAAGAACAAGAAAACCAUUGAAACAAAUGUCGAUCAUAUUAACAUGUCGAAAUUUGAUCUCGAAUAUGACGUCGACCCAUUGUUCAAAAAGAACUCAGCUAGAUUUGAUGAAGGUCGUAACGGAGGAGUAAACUUUCUAACUUCUUUGAUGUUGAAGGACGAUGGUUGCCAACUUAUUAUGGACUCUGAUUCGUUGUGUAAUGCCGUGUCUCACCGUUUAGAACAAACUCAGACUUCGUGCCCUGUUGUUCAAGGUUUAGAUUCAGCUGAGAUUUGCCCUACUCUGAAAGGAUUCAGUUUUACUACGUGGGAUCCCACGAAUGACGAUCUCAUGGGUCUUCUUCAAAGCCCCACCAAGAGGAAACAUGAAGAAUACCAAGUGCCUUUGUUACCUACUUCUAACGAAGAUCACGCUUUCGAUAUGGAUGCCGUUCCCGAAACGUAUGGUGGCAAUGAUUCUGAAAACGAAACCCAUCUGGGAAUGGAAGACAUUGACGAAGAGGAAGGCAUCGAUCGUCACCGGAAUGGUGACAGACGAAUGAAUCCAGUGCCCAUCCUUGCCGGCAACGGGAAAAAUUUGGGGAUCGUUGAGCUUAAAGAUCAACUCAACAGGCAAGACUAUUCCUAUUUCAGUGUCGCUGUUCGCUCAGCCUGGGCGGGUCCACUCCACUGGCGACUUAACAAACUAGGACAGAGAGUUGAUCCGAAUCGAGAAGUAAAGAAAAAGCGGCGGAAGGAUGCAUUCGUCAUGAGUUUUGAAGAUAUUCCUGAUUUUGGAAACGAUUUCAAACCUGCAAAGAGUACAUCCAAGUUAACAAAUGCCACUUUGCUCCAGUGGCUACCGGAGAAGAUUACUCUUCCAGAAGACUUGCACUACGGUUUGAAGGAAUUCUCUCAAUCGUUUACGCGGCCCAUGCUGUCAGUGAGAUCAAGCACGAAAACUGGACCUUCGCAGGACCUGGAGGGAAUCCUAUCGCCUUACGAUUACUCGAAUCGAAGAGAUGCCGAUAACUUCUGCCCUGAGGUCAACGCUGACUCAUCAGACAACGAUGAUCAUCACGACGAUCCUAUGACAUUUAAUGAUCAAACAGCCGAUUUUGCAAGCCAAAGUGAUGGUACCAAAACGUUUGGCCAAUUCUCUGGAGAUAAUCUUAUCGCUGCUCCGAACAUGGUGGCCAAAAUUCAAAUUAAUUAUGCCAAAGUAGCCAAGAAGAUGGAUAUGAGGCGAUUGAAAUCGACUAUGUGGAACAUGCUGAAUCAGCCCAACGAAACUGAUAAUGCUCAGAAGCCUACUGCAGGGAACCCGAAAGGAUUCUGUCAGAUGUACAACCAAAUCCCUAAUUUACUUCCACAGAAAAUGGCCGAAAACUUGAGUGUAGCUUUGGCUUUUGCAGCUCUGCUCCAUUUGGCUAACGAGAACACUCUUCAUCUUGCGCAAGAGUAUGGGAAUUUGGACGAUUUCGCCAUCGUUCAUCCCAAUUAAUAAUAAAAAUUGUGGAUUCAUGACCCUAUUACCCUUUUACUCGUGUACACUUUAGAACAACAAAAGACCCACUUUUUUUUGUAUCUUCCCCACAAAUAUUAUUGGCCUGUGCAUUACAAGUUUGUUUUUUUU
Molecule: messenger RNA, 2420 nt
Organism: Daphnia pulicaria
Lineage: Eukaryota; Metazoa; Arthropoda; Branchiopoda; Diplostraca; Daphniidae
Gene: barr
Product: condensin complex subunit 2-like
Exons: 12
Coding region: 135-2288 (717 amino acids)
Biological process (GO): mitotic chromosome condensation
Cellular component (GO): condensin complex
Molecular function (GO): chromatin binding
Source: RefSeq, a predicted model, not a curated record